Scedosporium apiospermum is the source of this 873-nucleotide messenger RNA. RefSeq names its product putative short-chain dehydrogenase protein. Gene Ontology annotation, cellular component: endoplasmic reticulum; lipid droplet. Gene Ontology annotation, molecular function: acylglycerone-phosphate reductase (NADP+) activity; triacylglycerol lipase activity. Gene Ontology annotation, biological process: phosphatidic acid biosynthetic process; triglyceride catabolic process. Lineage: Eukaryota; Fungi; Ascomycota; Sordariomycetes; Microascales; Microascaceae. Bases 1 to 873 code for a protein of 290 amino acids. The record is from RefSeq and is a predicted model, not a curated record. The transcript has 3 exons.
AUGGCCGCCCUUGGAAAAUCUGUCCUCAUCACCGGCUGCUCAGCGGGAGGUCUCGGCGCAGGCCUCGCCGAAGUCUUCCGUGAGAAGGGCUACCACGUCUUCGCAACUCUGCGAAGCCCAUCCAAACUCCCCUCGACCCUUUCCAAGGCGGCGAACGUCACGACCCUGACCCUCGAUGUGUUAUCCUCCGACUCCAUAGCCGACGCCGUGAAUAGCGUCGCGGAGAAGACGGGCGGUCGACUCGAUAUCCUCGUCAACAACAGUGGCAAGAAUUUCAUCAUGCCAGCCUUGGACACCUCCAUAGAGGAGGCUCGCAAGAUAUUCGACGUCAACUUCUGGGCUCCGAUGGCUAUGCUCCAGGCCUUCGCUCCCCUACUCAUCCAGGCUAGGGGAUGCGUCGUCAAUCAAUCGUCUGCUGCUGGAUAUGUACCCAUGCCGUUUGGAAGCGUGUAUAAUGGCUCAAAAGCCGCCCUGACGAUGGCAAGUGAAAUAUGGGGCCGCGAGCUCCAGCCCCUCGGUAUCAGAACGAUUACCCUCAUUACGAACCCAGUCAAGAGCCGCGGUUUCGACAACAUUGAUAAGCCCAAAAUCCCCGAGACUUCACACUACUAUGUGAUUCGCGACUACCUUGACCGCCUUACCGACGGUCGACUUCAAAAUGGGGCGCCCGAUGCACGAACAUAUGCAAUCCAAGUCGUGGGUGAGAUCGAAAAGGGUACAUCCGGGGAAGUUUGGGUGGGAAAAGAUGCCGCCAUGGGCCGAUGGGCACGUUCUUGGCUUCCACAGUUCGUCUUUGACAUGAUACUGGAAGGGGUCUUCAAGGUUAAUAGAGAGUUGGCCAAGGUGGCAGAAUUGAAUAAUGCUGGGAAAUAA